GCCGGGAAGUCAGGGCAGAGCCAGUCCAGCCCAUUCCUCCAUAAAGCCCUGACAUCCCAGGAGCCAGCAGAUGCAGGGAAGGAUGGAGCGAAGACGCAUCACCUCUGCACGUCGCUCUUAUGCCUCCACCGAGACGGUGGUCAGGGGCCUGGGUCCCAGCCGCCAGCUGGGUACCAUCCCGCGCUUCUCUCUGGCUCGAAUGUCUCCUCCACUCCCUGCCAGGGUGGACUUCUCCCUGGCAGGUGCUCUCAAUGCUGGCUUUAAGGAGACUCGGGCCAGUGAGCGCGCGGAGAUGAUGGAGCUCAAUGACCGCUUUGCUAGCUACAUCGAGAAAGUCCGCUUCCUGGAACAGCAAAACAAAGCGCUGGCAGCUGAGCUGAACCAGCUUCGCGCCAAGGAGCCCACCAAACUGGCCGACGUCUACCAGGCAGAGCUGCGGGAGCUGCGGCUGCGGCUGGACCAGCUUACUGCCAACAGUACCCGGUUGGAGGUGGAGAGGGACAAUUUGGCACAGGACCUCAGCACCCUGAGGCAGAAGCUCCAAGAUGAAACCAACCUGAGGCUGGAGGCUGAGAAUAACCUGACUGCCUAUAGACAGGAGGCAGAUGAAGCUACCAUGGCCCGUCUGGAUCUGGAGAGGAAGAUUGAGUCGCUGGAGGAGGAGAUCCAGUUCUUGAGGAAGAUCCAUGAGGAGGAAGUUCGAGAACUCCGGGAGCAGCUGGCCCAACAGCAGGUCCAUGUGGAGAUGGAUGUGGCCAAGCCAGACCUCACAGCAGCCCUGAGAGAGAUUCGAACUCAGUACGAGGCAGUGGCCACCAGUAACAUGCAAGAGGCCGAGGAGUGGUAUCGGUCCAAGUUUGCGGAUCUCACAGACGCAGCUUCCCGCAACGCAGAGUUGCUCCGCCAGGCUAAGCACGAGGCUAAUGACUAUCGUCGCCAACUGCAGGCCUUGACCUGCGACCUGGAGUCUUUGCGCGGCACGAAUGAGUCCCUGGAGAGGCAAAUGCGUGAACAAGAGGAGCGCCACGCACGAGAGUCGAUGAGUUACCAGGAGGCGCUCUCCCGGCUGGAGGAGGAGGGUCAAAGCCUCAAGGAGGAGAUGGCCCGCCACCUACAGGAGUACCAGGAUCUACUAAACGUCAAGCUAGCCCUGGACAUCGAGAUUGCCACCUAUAGGAAAUUGUUGGAGGGCGAGGAAAACCGCAUCACUAUCCCUGUACAAACUUUCUCCAACCUGCAGAUCCGAGAAACCAGCUUGGACACCAAGUCCGUAUCGGAAGGACACCUCAAGAGAAACAUCGUGGUAAAGACAGUGGAGAUGCGUGAUGGUGAGGUCAUUAAGGAGUCCAAGCAGGAACACAAGGAUGUGGUGUGAGGUGUGCCCACCUGCUCCUGCCACACAGCGUGAAGGGUCCAAGCUCCUCCUCAGAUAGUCCUCAUCCGAGUUGGCAUUCCCCUUCCCUUUGUUUUCAUGCCUGUCUGCUGCCCAAGGCUCAGUCCUUACUCAGCCUGACAGAUGGCACAUACCCUGCGCCUCCAACUAACAGGCUACUCACCCUAAAGGGGCAGUCAGGAGGGGAGGGGCCGGCAGCUGGGUUAGAAUUGGAAGGAAAGAGGAAAGUUGGGCAGAGCAGGGAGUCUUAACGAAUCAUUUCCUUCAUCCUUGUUGUUAUGGAAACUGUUGCUAGAGCUGGAAGGCUCUGGGAACUGGACUUUUUUUUUCACAGGCUGCUGGAGGGAGACAGAAAGUCAGACAGAAAGGGGAGGUCCCAAGGCAAAGUAGCUCUAGUCAGAGACUUAUGCUUCUGGAAAGGCCCUGACUGAUCGAGGGGUGGGUAGGGCAGAUCUGCUACCUGGAAUGGCCACUAAGGCAGUCCUAAGGGUCCUCCAGAGUGGUGACUCACGUCUCAGUCCCACUGAGUUGCCACGUAGCUCAGCAGCCUGUGAGCAUAUGGAGACUUGGUUCUCAGUGCUGGCGGGGGGUCUAUAGCAUAAGUGAAGAGGGAAGUAGUACUGGGAGGGAGUAUAGCAGGGUACCUGGCACCUAAGUGUGGGUGCAGUGAGCUCAAGCCCUGGAAGGCUCCCCUACUCCGGCUGGAGGAAUGCCGCAGCGGAGAUGAUUCGGACAUUGGAGUGGGAAGUUGUAGGCCACCAAUUAUGCUUGGCUCUGAAUCCUGGGAAUCAGGGAAAUAGCUCCUUCUCCUGGACACCGAGACAGGAGAGAGGGACUUCUGUCUGUUGGGCAGGGUGCAGCUGUGCCUCAGUAGUGAAGGUCUGUUCCUGGCUGCGUAGUCCCUAUCCACUCAGUUCUCUGCCCCGUGACUGCUGCUUCUCAACCCUGAUGAAACCACAACCACCCUUUUGAGGUCCUCCAUCCCAUAAUUACUAGCUGUUGUUCUCCAAGGCAGGGGCCUAUGUCCUUUCUUAUGGGUAUACGUAAUACUACCUAUAUUUUAGCAUCAUCCUAUUUGACAAUUUGAGAAACUGAGGCAUGAGCCUAGUGGACUGGCUCAUAUACAAGCCGCCUGGAGACAAGUGACAUCAGACUGCCCUUCCACACCAGAGCACCCUCUCCCGGGCUGGCUGGUGGGCAGGUGAUGGGGAACUGUGCCCAGAAAUGGGGCUGGAAGUGUCCGCUCCACUGCCCUUUCCUCCCCUCUAAGGUCGAAAAAUAGAGUGGGCCCCUUCCUCCUGCCAGGACAUUGUACCCUCUCCUCCCACUCCCUGCCACUUCUACUAACCUGCAGAACAGCGCCGUCACCUUUGCUCACAAGAAGAAAUAAAGACACGUGUCACAGCCUUGCA
Molecule: messenger RNA, 2805 nt
Organism: Myodes glareolus (Bank vole)
Lineage: Eukaryota; Metazoa; Chordata; Mammalia; Rodentia; Cricetidae
Gene: Gfap
Product: glial fibrillary acidic protein
Biological process (GO): intermediate filament organization; regulation of chaperone-mediated autophagy
Cellular component (GO): intermediate filament; cell projection; cytoplasm
Molecular function (GO): structural constituent of cytoskeleton
Source: RefSeq, a predicted model, not a curated record